Messenger RNA from Cicer arietinum (chickpea), 1423 nucleotides. Its product is annotated as beta carbonic anhydrase 5, chloroplastic. Gene Ontology annotation, molecular function: carbonate dehydratase activity; zinc ion binding. Gene Ontology annotation, biological process: carbon utilization. Lineage: Eukaryota; Viridiplantae; Streptophyta; Magnoliopsida; Fabales; Fabaceae. The record is from RefSeq and is a predicted model, not a curated record.
AAAAAAAAAGUAUAAAUAGCGAUGAAGACUUUGGUUUCUCCGUCUUUCCUGGAGAAAACCCAAUGCAUGUUGUUUACCAACGUAACAACCUUUACGGCUUUACCAAUCACACUCUUUUUAGUUUAAUUAUUACCACACUCAAAUUUGUAAACGAGUUUAAUUAAUUAAUCAAUUGACUACCAUAACAAUUAUCAGUUAUGUUCAUUACCCUUUUAUUCACUAAUUCCCUAUUUUCAUUUUCAUUUUCAUUUGAGUUCUUCAAUGGCAAUUCAUGCUUACAUUUCUGUUCCCUCUGAUCCCUUUUCUUCAAAGCUUCUAGGGUUAUCCUCUUCCUCCAGUUACUAUUCCAUUCAACCAUCAAGGAUCUGUAGUCCUGUGCAAAUCACACCGAAAUUUGAGCAAACGCAUUUGAAUGCAUUAAGGAGAAGUCAGUGUUUCACUUUGAAGGCUUCAAUGGGAUCUCCGGAAUUUACCAAACAACUUAUUAACAGCAAGCCAGAGACAUUUGCUGAAAUUAAAGACAAAAGUGAUAUUUUUGAUGAUCUGAAGGAUAGAUUUUUAAGUUUUAAGAAUAAUAUAUACAUGAAAAAUACUGAACGAUUUGAAUAUCUCGCCAAGACUCAAGCACCAAAGUUCAUGGUUAUUGCUUGUGCAGAUUCCAGGGUAUGCCCCUCCACUAUUUUGGGAUUUCAACCAGGAGACGCAUUCAUGAUCCGCAAUGUUGCUAAUUUGGUUCCUCGCUUUGAGAAUGGACCCACAGAAACAAAUGCUGCAUUAGAAUUUGCGGUAAACUCCCUUUUGGUUGAGAACAUCUUAGUCGUUGGCCACAGCUGCUGUGGAGGUAUACGCGCCCUUAUGAGUAUGCAAGACGAUGGCACUACAGGCUUUAUAAAAAGUUGGGUUGUCAAUGGAAAGAAUGCAAAAGUAAAAACCAAGGCUGCUGCUUCCAACCUCGAUUUUGAUAGCCAGUGCAAACAUUGUGAGAAGGAAUCAAUUAACCAUUCCUUAGUAAACCUACUUAGUUACCCUUGGAUCAAAGAAAAGGUGGAGAAUGAAGAACUCUCUAUUCAUGGUGGUUACUAUGACUUUAUUGACUGUUCAUUUGAGAAAUGGACAUUGGACUACCGGAGAACCAAACUGGAAGAAAAUGGCAAAAUUGCUACAAAAAAUAAAAUCUUUUGGUCUUGAGUUUUUGCUUCUAUUUUCCUCAUUGAUAUUCCAGUUUGUUUGCCUGAAAUUUAUAUUUCUAAUAGGACUUUAAAAGCAUAGAUUGAUUAAUGUAGUUUUUGUACCGUUCAUAAAAUAUUGUAACUUAAGUAAUUUGAACAAACCCCAAACAUUUGGUGUGUCUGUUUAUUUGUGCUUUCUGAAAAACUUCAAGUUAUAAUACAUACCACGAGUAUUUUAGCCAGUACUGAAAAAA